This is a messenger RNA of Chara braunii, 6919 nucleotides long. NCBI's taxonomy places the organism in Eukaryota, Viridiplantae, Streptophyta, Charophyceae, Charales, Characeae. The record is from the annotation of a GenBank genome assembly.
GCGCGCGCGAGAGAGAGGGAGGGAGAGAGAGGUAGGAGGAAGGGAUAAGAAGUGGGCGAGGGUGAAAGUAGGGAGGUAUAGCUGAGGGCUAUUGGUUGGGAGGAGGGAAGGAGGGGAAGGGGAGAGGGAGGAGGAGAGGGGGGGUUGUAUGACGUGUCGGCUCACGUGUUUCUGAAUAGUGUGUCGCGCCCCCGCAGGGGGGGUGCUGACGUGGCCUCCCGCGUCUUGGCACGCGUCAUUGUUCCAGAGGGAGUGGUCAGUUAGAUGCUUCGUCCCCGCACGCGCGCGAGCGAAAGUUUUCUCUCCCACGCCGUCACGCACACUUGCCCAUCCAAUCUUGCGCGCCACGCUGUCGCACGCCGUCGCACGCCGUCGCACACUCCUUGCUCGCUCGAUCUUGUGAGAUGAGUUGGAGGGGUAUGGUUAUGGCGAGACCGGACGUUGAGGGACCGAUCAAUCCGAAGAAGAGGUUGCUUAGCCGUCCCCACAACCCUUCUCCUCAGCGAAGGACAGCCGGCGAGCCAGACGUCCGCGGCGAGCAGGCCGUCGUCCACUCCUCGACGGCGGCCGCCAUCGCCGGCGCUCAAGCUCAGCACGCGCAGGUGAAGCGGGAAUGGAACGGCGGCGGCGUAGAAGCCCAUCCUCUUUCCAUGCGCUCCCGCCACGGCGCGGGCAGCAAGGAAGAGGAGGGCACCUCCGCCUCGGGGGAGGACCUCGACCGAGGAAGUGGCGGCGAUGUCACUCAUCUGUCGAAGAAAGAGAAGCGGAAGGCGCUGAAGGCGGAGCUGGCGAGGCUGGGACAGCUAAUUUCAAAACUCGAAGGUCAGGGGCAUGGCCCUCACCUUUCUCUCGAAUCCUCCGGUUGUCAGGGUUCUCAGGGGAACAACAAUUCUUCCGAAGAGGACAGCGGCGAUAGCCCCAACAGGAGGGGGAGGGGGAGGAGGGGNGGGGGGGGGGGUGGAGGAGGAGGAGGAGGAGGAGGAGCGAUGGGAGACGUGGACAGAGAGCUACCCGGUUCGGCAACCGGUCUCGAUCAUCGGUAUGGGGGCACCUCGCCUGGCGUUCACGAAGAGGUCGGGAACCGGCGCUUGGAGAAGAGCAAUUAUCAUCAUCCUGGUAGUAGUAGGGUUAAUCAGGAGAACAGGGCUUCCGCUCCGAUGAGGGGAGUGCCCCAGGCGGGCAACGGGGUCGCUGCGGCCCUGCCAUCUGCACGAGCAGACGAGGAGGGAAACGAGAGUUUUCGGAAGGAAAGACGGGUGGUUGGUGCGAGGAUGAGCGUGGGGACGACGGAGGCGGAGGAGGAAGAGGACGAAGAAACGGAGGAAGCGGCGGGUCCUCCGGCGAGUACAGGUCCGCCGACGAGCGGAGCGUCGUGGAGACGGGUAGUGAGAGGGGACGGAGGGAGUGCGGCGGGGGAUGCGCUUUUGAGGCGGAGGCGGGGCCCGCCGAUCGUUAACGGAGGUGCUGUGAGGGGUGGGCGAGGAGGCGGGCGAGGGGGCGGCGGGCAAACGACAGGCGCUUCUGUCGGUUCUUCCAGACCACGUGAUGCGGUGGAAGGUUCGGGGGGGAGGAUGGAGGGCUCGGGCGGCGGCGAGGACGAGCAGCGGCCGCAGCAGCGCCAGCAGGUAGGACGAGGACAUGCCAUGGAGGAGGAAGGGAGAAUCCCCCAGCAACAACGGCAGGAGAGGGGCGGUGGUAGAAGGGAGUCAUGGGGGAGGGGGGGAGGCGGAGGAGGGAGGGGAGGACGAGGGGGUGGCGGUAUGGGCGUUGCCGCGGGGCCAAGGGGCAACGAUGCGAUUGUGGGCACUACUGCCGUCGUCGCCCCCCUGCCCGCCGCCGCCGCCGCCGCCGCCGCCGCCGCCACGCCUCUGCCCGCCGCCGUUGGUAUGCCCAAGAAGAGGAAGGCGGAGCACGAGCCUCAGGCAAUUACCGAAGCGGCCGCCUCGUCCUCGGCUGCCGCAGCACUGGAGUCGUGUCCGGACGAUGAUGGUAAAGAUUGGGAGACGAAGCGCCAGAAGAUUGAGAGUGACAGGGAGAAGCGACUGUCGAGCAUCUGGAAGCUUUGCAACAGUGCUCUUCAGCAGGCCAUGAGCACGAGGAUUUCUUGGCCGUUUCUUGCGCCUGUCGCCGUGCAAUGGCCCGGUCUCGUCGGUUACAGGGAGGUAAUCAAAGAGCCGAUGGACUUCGGAACGAUCAAAAGCCGCCUUCAAGAACAUAAGUACUCCCAUCCCUCGGAGUUCGUGCGAGACUGCGGACUCGUCUUCAGCAAUGCUAUGACGUUCAACAUGACGGGAAGCGAGGUGUAUGUCAUGGCGGACACUCUGAGAGCGAAGUUCGACCAGAAGUACAAGGUGAUCAAAAUCAAGAUGGAGGAGCAUGAUUCCAAGACGAAAGCGGAGGAGCACGAUCUCGCUCAAAUGCGUCCGCGUGUUCUGUCGCGCCCGCAGCAGCCUCCGAAGCGUGUGCAAGUGCUUGCAGGUGGUAGAGGCGGCGCGUCCUCUCCUCAAGGCGCGCAGCAAGGGAGAGGAGGAGCGGGGGGUGUUGGGAGAGGAGGGAGCAAGGGGCGGGGAGUUGCAGGGGCGGGGAACUUAGCUGUGACGGAGAGGGAGAGGAACUUGGUAGGGACGGAGAGGAACUUGAGGGCGAUGUCGGGGUUACAGCUGCCGAGGAAAGAACUGGGGACGGGAGGCGGUGGUGGUGUGGCAGCCGAUGGCAUGGACAAGAAAGUGCCGACGGGAGCUGCACAACAGCAAUAUACGAACGACCGGGCGAGGGUGGGUGCGGCGAAGAAAAGGGGCGGACUCGACGACGACGGCGGCGGCUUUGGCAACGCAGAGCCGGUGAACGCGAUGAGUGGAAAGAGGAAGAGGGAGGAAGAAGCUCAUCCUUCUUCUGCGGAGAGGGCGGGCGAAAAGCCUCCCGGAGGUCACUCCUCCGGGGGCGACCUCCUUCAUCCCGGCCGCGCGGAGGGCGACGGUAGAGGUGGGGGAGGGAUUGAUGAUAUGCUCUCCCAGCCGGCUCUUUUUCCUGGACCAGGGCCGGGUUCGCGUUCGGGUUUAGGGCUGUCGUCAUCUAAGGGAAAGCAGCAUUCUGCAGGCGACAAGAAGGGAGAAGGGUCGGGGACGGGAAGGCCGGGAGCCAAAGGGCGUUCGCACAUCGCGCCGCCCAGAGGGGGGGUUUCGCAGGGAGAACGGAACGAGUCCAGUGAGGGAAAGCAGGGGUUGAAGACGAGUGCGGCGGGGGCUUCCCCUGCCGCCAUGACGGCGGCGGACGGGGGGAGCGGAGAUGGAGCGGCGGUUUCUGGAGGCGGGGCAGGGCGUUCCCCUUGCUCCCGAGUUAGCGAGUUGUCGGGGAGCAACCGUAUGACAACGGCGGCGGCGGGUGUAUCGGCCGCUGGCGGUGGCGGUGCGGGCGGCGGCGGCGGCGCCGCUAUGGAGGGGCGAAUGGAAGAGGUGUCGAAGCAAAGAGGGGACGGAGAAGGAGAGAGCCCUAGGUUGAGGGGCAUGGAGGAGAGGUGGGGGGCCGGUUCCGAAGGACAGCAGCGCUCUUCCGUGAGAGAGAAGAGAGAGGAGAAGGAGGAUGUUGUUGUCAAUAAGGCGGAAGGUGCACCGGAGAAGCGCGAGGCCUCGGAUGGGCAAGCGGGGAAUCGCGACGAUGGAAGAAGACCCGCCCAGGACGGGAGGGCGGAGUCGGGGUCGGAAGGAGAGGGUCAGGACGAGGCGAGGCUCGGGGCGCCGCCGCUGCCACCUCUUCCGCCGACUUCAGCGGAGGGGGACGGGGAGGUUGCGGGUAGGCGGGGGAAGGCGGGUCCUGUCGGCGGGAACGGCGAGGAAGAUGGCGACGACGAGGAUAACGAAGCGACGAGGAGCGUCAACGAGUGUGGCGUUGGCAGGCUGGAAUUUGACGGCGGCGCUGUAGGCAAUGAACGGCGUGAUGUCGAUGGGCAAGGUCGUGCUCACGACAACGCAAGGGAGGUAGGCAGACCUGGGGAGGGCAGCAGCAGUAGGUCGACCAAUGGGGGGCGGCGUAGUCGGAAGGCGAUGGGUUUGGAACUAAACGAGAGGACGAGGGAGGGGCGGGCGGAGAACGAGGAGGAUGACGAUAAGGUAGGUCCUGUUCGCAAGGAGGAGAGUCGCCGUUCCUUGCGCUCUCUCUCGAUGUCGGAGGAAGAGGAGGGCGGCAAAGGCGCGGUUGAAUACGCCUAUGGCCAAGCGGCGAAGCGGGACGGUGGAGAGGCUGGCAACUCCUCUCCGGACAGGAAGAUUGACGACGACGAUGAACACCGACAAACGGACGGAAGAGGUGAGCAGUCAGCGAUGCGUCCUGGUAGAUGGAGCAAGAAGGCUCUAUCGGACGGUGAAGAACUACUCGGCGAUGGUGAUGGCGAUGGGAGCAGCAGCGGGGGCGGUCUGCGCGACGGCGGCGAACUGUCGUCCUCCCCCGGGUUGCGCUCUCGUCAUCAUGGCAAACGGUCGGAACACGAAGGCGGCGGCGACGAGGAGGAACAUCAUCGGCGGAUGAACGGUCGAGGCGGGGGCGGUGGAGGAGAGUGCGCGGCGGCGGCGGCUUUUGCAGCGUCCCGUGAUGAGGUGCUCAGUCCGCGGAAGGGGUUAGGGGGCGAGUUAUCGUCGGAUGAUGUUACAGUCAGCAGGAAGCGAGGGGGAAGAGGCGCAAGCGAUCCAUCCCUGCGAAGAAGGCGGGGCUCGGGCAACCCGAUGGCGUACGGAGGGAUGCGCGAACUGUCUUUCAAGGAGAAGAUCAAGCUGAGCGAGAACAUUCAGACGCUUCCCGAGGACCGACUUCUCAAGGUAGUGGAAAUCAUUUCGUCGAGGAACCCGAAUGUUGCCGAAGGUAGAGAGGAGAUAGAGCUAGAUAUAAACGCGUUGGACGCUGAGACGUUGUGGGAGCUGUAUCGCUUUGUGAACAACUGGAUGAAGAGCAAGAACAAGUUGAUGAAGAAGACUAAGUCCGUAGGGACGUCGGCGGGGGGGAUGGCGGAACCACCUUCUUCGACGUCCAAGGGGAGGAGGAGAAGACGAAACGGAGCUGGCGGUGGAGGGUAUCAUGGAAGAGAGGAUGCGGCCUCGACGGAAGAACGCGACGACGGGAUUAGCGAGGGAGGCGGGCGAGGACGUGGGAGGUAUGGAAGUAGAAAUGGUGGUGGUGGCAGGAACGAACGCGAGGACGAUAGUCACGUCGAUCAUCGGCGUGGUAUGGUAUGGAGAAAGAACGGGGUGGUGUCUGAUGCGGCUACAGAUACGCACGUGUCGACGUCCAAAGGAGGAUGUCGUGGGCAGUCUUCCGAUUCGCGUUCGCGCUCAAGUUUUUCUGGUAGUGAUUCCGAUGAUAGUACUAGCGGCUCUUCUUCUUCCUCCUCCUCUUCGUCAUCGUCGUCGUCGUCUUCGUCUUCGUCGGGAUCGUCGGAUUCCGAUAGUGACUCGAGGGGAGGCUCCUCUGAUUCCGAUGGUCAUCGGUCGGACCCGUAGGCAGAUACGAAGGGAAGGGUUAGUAGAAGGGAGAGAAGAGAGAGAUGGAGAAGGUGGGUGCGUGUUUUGCGUCGUUUGCUGCACAGCUGGUUUUGCCCUAGGGUUUCUUUCGGCUGAUUGAUGACCAUCAAGUCCUGAAAAGGGCCUGUUUGUUGGGUGAUGGUGGUCUUUGCGAUGAUGUCUUCGUUAGGUUUGAGGGGUUGCAGCGGUAGUCUUAGUUCUCGGUUAUCAUCAGGUCGUUGGUAAUGUGUGGUAGGGGUGAUAGAUUUACAGUAAUAGGUUUUUUACAGCUUGCGUGCGUGUUGAGCACAGGUGCGGCAAGUGUAUUGCGAGUCCGAUGGCAAGCCAAGCGGGGGGGGACCGAAGGACCGAAGGACCCAGGCUCUGCUGCUCUGAUCUGUUCUACCUCCUGGAAGACUACAGUUGUUGCGUUGACGUUGUAAUUGAGUAAUCGACUGUAAGACGAUGUCCAUUGGGAGUGAGGGGUUCGCAAAAGCUGGGAGGGUGAGCUUGCGAAAAUCUUUGCUGUCGUGCAGGGCGAUAUAUGGAGAGAGGGUUCGUCAAAGGAUGCCGCAAAGCCCGUGGCGCUUCCCAAAGCUUCUCAGUGCUGCGUUCCUUUCCGUCUUUUUCGGUACGCCGUAUCCAUAUCCUGUAUUCGGAGUAGAGGAUUGAACAAGAGAGGAGGAGGGUAGAGGGACGAAAGCUGUGAAAAGGAGGAGAGGGAGUUUUGUUUGGUGGUUGAUUGAUGGGAGUUUCUCCAUGUCGAUGGCGGCACUGGGGUGAGAGAGGGUAGUUGGGCGGGGCGGUCGCUUUGUCUUUCGUCUGCGCUUACUCUUAGUGAAGAGGGGAGAAACGGACCCCCCCCCCCCCCACACACACACACACACACUAUUUACUCCCUUUUUACCCCUCCCUCUCGUGUUCCGGCGGCGCCUCUUUCCUGUGGGCCGGAUGGUGUUCGUGCAGUUGGUCUUUCACUCAAAAGGGAGGUCAUCUGCAGAGGGAAUCAGAGAUCGAUGGGGAGAGAGAGAGAGAGAGAGAGAGAGAGAGAGAGAGAGAGAGAGAGAGAGAGAGAGGACGAGUGCGCCUGGAUUAGUCGGCAACGAACAGACAUACGGCUUUGGAGUAUGGUCAUGCAGUGAUGUGGCCGUCUGCCUAUUAGUGGAGGUGGAAGUCGAGGAUCUUUUUUUUUCGUUCGGGGACUCGUUCUGAUUUUGGUCGGGUUCUUCCUGGUGUAAAUUAAUCAAACAAGGAAUCAGUCAAUCACUUUUUACAGAUUAUAUUUUGGGUCGCAGUCUGUGGGACAACUGGCUUGUCUCUCCACCUGUCUGCCUGCCGGCAGCCUACUCGUACUGUACUUUUGGAGCGAGAAGAGAAUCGCGAUGGUGGAUUCAGAAUGUGCUCUGUCAUGGCAAUAAAAGCACUUACGAACG